Messenger RNA from Vicia villosa (hairy vetch), 618 nucleotides. Its product is annotated as disease resistance response protein Pi49-like. Gene Ontology annotation, molecular function: signaling receptor activity; abscisic acid binding; protein phosphatase inhibitor activity. The transcript is spliced from 2 exons. Gene Ontology annotation, cellular component: cytoplasm; nucleus. The annotation marks the transcript as partial. Gene Ontology annotation, biological process: abscisic acid-activated signaling pathway; defense response. Lineage: Eukaryota; Viridiplantae; Streptophyta; Magnoliopsida; Fabales; Fabaceae. The record is from RefSeq and is a predicted model, not a curated record.
AUCAUCACGGGUGUUUUUAAAUUUGAGGAUGAAAAAACUUCUGUUGUAGCACCUGCUAUACUUUACAAGGCACUUGUUAUUGAUGUUGACACUCUUACUCCAAAGGUUAUUGAUGAUAUCAAAAGUAUUGAAAUUGUUGAAGGAGAUGGCGGUGCUGGAACCAUCAAAAAGGUCACUUUCGUUGAAGAUGGUGAAACCAAGCAUGUGUUGCACAAAGUGGAGUUAGUAGAUAUUACUAACUGGGCUUACAACUACAGCAUAGUUGGUGGUGUUGGACUUCCAGACACAGUUGAGAAGAUCUCUUUUGAGGCCAAAUUAUCUGAAGGACCAAAUGGAGGAUCUGUUGGAAAGCUGAGUGUGACAUACUUCACAAAAGGUGAUGCUGCUCCUAGUGAAGAGGAACUCAAGAAGGACAAGGCUAAGGGUGAUGGUCUUUUCAAGGCUCUUGAGGGUUACGUUUUGGCUAAUCCUGAUUACAACUAAAUUAUAUAAUCAUCAAAUGAAAUGUUUGUUUGUUUUCUAUAUGGUGUGUUGUGAAACAUUAUACUAUAUAUUCAGUGUGUUUAAUUUGGCUCCCUAUGUAAUUUUCUCCAAUAAAUUAUAAUAAUAUUUCAUCUA